Molecule: messenger RNA, 1063 nt
Organism: Boleophthalmus pectinirostris (great blue-spotted mudskipper)
Lineage: Eukaryota; Metazoa; Chordata; Actinopteri; Gobiiformes; Gobiidae
Product: interferon-induced protein 44-like
Exons: 6
Coding region: 138-947 (269 amino acids)
Source: RefSeq, a predicted model, not a curated record
UGCUCUAAAAGGAAGCUUCAGCUCUGCACAGCUUGCAGGAGAUCUUAAUUGCAAAAAUAAGUUCUGCAUCAGUCACAGGACACACUUUGAGAACAGGUAGAGAAUGCUACAUUUUACAAGGAAAAUUACAUUCAGCUAUGAAAGCUUUCAAAUCAUUGUUCAAACCUGCUACUCCCUGGAGGAUCGUCCAAACAGAUGACAAGGAUUCAUAUCUGGACUCCAUCAAAAAGUUCCAACUGACCAAAGAUGAGGUUCAGCACAUUAGAAUCAUGCUCUACGGGCCCACGGGAUCUGGCAAAUCCAGCUUUAUCAACUCAGUGGAAAGAAUUCUGAGAGACAGAGUGACUAGUCAGGCUUUAUCUGAUAGUAUUGGUGGCUCCAGCUUCACUAAAAAGUAUCGAACACACUCUAUAAAAAAGGACAGUAGCAGCUACUAUCCCUUUGUCUUCACUGAUGUCAUGGGUCUCGAGAAGGAAAGGAAGAAAGGAGCUUGUCCUGAGGACAUUGCAUUAGCUUUUAAGGGACAUGUGAAGGAUGGUUAUACGGUAGGCUUUUUGGACAAAUGCACCAAUCCUGCUGGUAUUUGGGUUUAUUUAUUCUUGAUUUAUUUCAAGUCAGUAUUAUACUUUUUUAAGAUUUGUAGAUGUAAUUUUUAUGGUUUUGUUUUAAAGUUCAACCCUCAGACUUCAAUAAGCCCUACUGACCCAUUCUACAACAGCAGUCCCACUAUGAAUGACAAAACCCAUGUUCUGGUGUGUGUGGUCUCAGCCAGCACUGGUCAUUUACUGGGCAAUGAACACCUUGAAAAGAUCAGGGACGUCCGCCUUGAAGCCAGUGAUCUGGGAAUUCCACAAAUAGUAGUUCUUACCAAGAUUGAUGAAGCCUGCCCUGAGGUGCACUUAAAUAUUAAAAAGGUCUUCACAAGCAAUAUAAUAAAAAAAGAAUAGAGGAAUUGUCUGCAUAUGUGGGUAUUCAAAUGAACUGCAUGUUUCCAGUGAAAAAUUACCACUCUGAAUUCAUUCAAAACAAGGACAUGGACACACUGAUUCUGAUGGCUCUGAAA